AUUAAAGUCGAGAAUCAGGGGACGAUGUAGCGGAAUACACCUUUUAAAGGUGUUGUUCUCUUAAAGGACAUGUUUUCUAUUUGAAAAUAUGCCCAGUGUUGUUCCAUAAGGUAUGCAGAUAGUUUAUUAUCAAUAAGGAAUGAAUCAAAGGAAAAGAGGGGGGAACGUCAAAGAAUGCUAUAUAAAAAAUGUCUAUAUAAAUAUCAUACAUUAUUAUUCUCUGUCUCUCUAUUUUUAUCGUUAUGCGUUUCAUUCAAUUACUUGUCGCCUUACUUCCCUUGUUUGCUGUCAUCUAUGCUGCUCCCUCUUUCCAAAAGAGAGACAGUCAAGAAAAGCUCUCUUUAAAAGUCAAUGCUGAAAUUGGUACUCAACGCCAAGAACCUAAAGUUGAUGCUGUCAAAGUAGCAGCGCCUGAAGCUCCUGCUCCUCCUGCCCCUGCUGCUAUUCCCAAUGGCGAAAAUACUCAUAUUGGCGACAACAUCAUCAAUAUGUUCAAUUGAACUUUGGACGGUUUAAUUUUUUUUAGAUGAAAUUAAAAGCUCA
Rhizopus microsporus ATCC 52813 is the source of this 543-nucleotide messenger RNA. RefSeq lists its product as uncharacterized. NCBI's taxonomy places the organism in Eukaryota, Fungi, Mucoromycota, Mucoromycetes, Mucorales, Rhizopodaceae. The coding region runs from base 243 to 500 and encodes 85 amino acids. The record is from RefSeq and is a predicted model, not a curated record. The transcript has a single exon.